AUGUCUCUACCCCCUAGUGUUGCCGCGUCCCUCGAGGCCACAAAAGUCGACUACGGCCUGCUUGGAAACAGUGGGCUUCGUGUCUCUGUCCCUUCGUUGGAUGUACGAGCGCUGCUUAUGAUUGCGGUGUUAACGAUGUGGGACACGGCCAAUGUGUAUUCCAACGGAGACUCUGAGCGCGUUAUUGCGCAGGCAAUUAAGGAGUAUAAUAUUCCACGACACAAGCUGGUGCUCAUGACCAAGGCGUGGAGCUGUGUAGGUGAAGAGCAGUUCCAUGCGUAUCCGAUCUUAGAUGCAUUGAGGAAGAUCCGACUACGAACACUACCGGGAGUCGAAGAUCCCAAGUCCUACCCAACAAGAGGUCAGGUAGUAUUGGUACGAGCGCCGAUUGUACGCCUGAAUAUCAUGCGUCAUGGAAAGGACUACGAGACGUAUGCUAUUCCUCGACCGGGUUCGAACGGGAAUGUGAUUCUAGGUGAGUUUAUGCAGAAGGAGAAUGGAGACGGCUCCACGCACUCUCACGACAAUGAGUCGAUCCUCAAGCACACAGAGGAAUUAAGUUCUGAGUUGCGGAGAGUGCUGUAUGAGCAACUUGGUGUUGUAGGCCUUCAACCAUCUCGCGAAGGAGGUGCACUUAUCAGUCGAGAUGAUGUAGUCGAUGUCGUUUCCGGCCAGCAGCGGGUCAUUGUACAUAACUAUGGAGCUUGUGGAACUGGGUUCCAGGCAGGAUAUUGGAUGGCAACAGAGGCUAUUGAUACUUUGGAGGAUCUGCUGAAGACCCCUUGUGCACAGCCGCUUGAAAAGAUCCGAGCAAAUCUAUAG
This is a messenger RNA of Monascus purpureus, 822 nucleotides long. NCBI's taxonomy places the organism in Eukaryota, Fungi, Ascomycota, Eurotiomycetes, Eurotiales, Aspergillaceae. The record is from the annotation of a GenBank genome assembly.